Molecule: messenger RNA, 3034 nt
Organism: Rattus rattus (black rat)
Lineage: Eukaryota; Metazoa; Chordata; Mammalia; Rodentia; Muridae
Gene: Znf324
Product: zinc finger protein 324
Exons: 2
Coding region: 901-2352 (483 amino acids)
Biological process (GO): negative regulation of transcription by RNA polymerase II
Molecular function (GO): RNA polymerase II cis-regulatory region sequence-specific DNA binding; DNA-binding transcription repressor activity, RNA polymerase II-specific
Source: RefSeq, a predicted model, not a curated record
GAGGGCGCUGUACCGCCAUGUAAUGCUGGAAAACUUCGCACUUGUAGACUCCAUAGGUAAACCCCCGAGUUGAGUCCUCCAUUGGAAGCAAAACUGGGACCAGGACCCUCUGUCUCCCGGCCUCGUGUGAUCAUCCAACUGCAGCGUGGCGAGGAACCCUGGGUUCCCAAUAGGACAAUUGCAGGCCCAGGCAGGGGCACCCACAGGAGAUCCAGCCUUGGUGAGUUGGGCUUCACCUAGGAUGUACUCAGGGCCAACCUGGGCUACUACAUUCUCUACUUCCUGGUUUUAUAAACACCCUCCUUUCCUGUCUAGAGACAACUCCCUUCCCUUUCUGAAUCUUUUCCCUCAUCUUGUGGCCUUUCCUGCCCUUAAAGGAAAAACUUGAAGGGCACAGGUGCUGUGUCCAUGCAGGAUAUAUUACCCUUUUGAACCACAUGCACAGACACACCCACCAGCUGGGUUUCCCCAUUGAGCUGUCACAUCUGUAGGGUCAGUCCUUCUUCUCAACUGUUGUUUGAACACUUCCUGGUUGGGCUGUUCCUGGCACUGUGCACACAGCAUUGGCCAGGACACUGCUGAGUAGUAUAGGGAGAAUGCCUGGGAAAAGCAGUCUUCAACAGGAUUGAUAAAUAGUGCAUAGACUGAAGGGAUGAACACAAAGAGAAAGGAGGUUAGGGAGUGAGGCUUAAGAGAAAGGAACCAGGACAUCCAGUACAGAGGUCCUGACCAGAGAGGGCUAUAGCUAUUAGGACAGACUCUUUCCUACCAACUUCUCCCAGGGCCAGCCCACGCUUCUGGUUUUUUGUUUGUUUGUUUUUCUUCUCCCACCCUUUACACUUAGUUCAUUAAGGUUCCCUUGACUGCCCAGGCAGUUUGCUGUGGUCACUUUCUGACCAGAUGACCCAGGUAACUAUCUUUCCUCUGCCUUCAGGAUCCAAUUACAGUGCAAGGGACAGACAUGUGUCUGGAGCAUCUCCAGGGGCCACCUGUGACAGGCCUGAUAGGAUAUCUACUAGUCUCCUUCCUCCUGCUGGUGCCUACCCUGAUGCAAAAAUUCUGGAGGGACACCAAAGUGCCUGCCCAUCUCUACAGAAAAAACCCACAGGGGUAUCAGUGAUUUACUGGGAGCAGCUACUGCUAGGUUCUAGCAGCAGUGAGGCAACUGUCAGCCUUCGAUUGACCUCCCCAGUAGGGGUUCCUGAGAAUGGUUCAUCUAGAGUGAAGGCCUUCUCUGACCUCCUGGCCCCAGGGAAGCAGCCACGGGUAGCAGAGCAGCAAAAGCCAGAGAUGCAGCUAAACCCUGGGAGAACUUUCCAAAGUAUCCCAGAUCUCCACGAGGCUGAGGAGGGACAUGGGAUAAGUGGGGCUUGCCAUGAGUCUCAGGGAGACCCCAGUGUUCCAGAGGCCCCGAUAUGGGAUGAGCUGGGAGAAGCCCUCCAGGCCGGCCCAGGUCUUUUCUCUGGGGACAAACCUUUUGAAUGUAGGGCGUGCAACAAAGUGUUUGUGAAGAGCUCAGACCUCCUAAAGCAUCUGCGCACUCAUACUGGAGAGCGGCCAUAUGAGUGUGCCCAGUGCGGCAAGGCCUUCAGUCAGACAUCUCACCUGACUCAGCACCAGCGCAUCCAUAGUGGUGAAACGCCCUAUGUGUGCAUGGUGUGCAGCAAGGCCUUCCGACACAGCUCCUCACUGGUGCGCCAUCAGCGCAUCCACACUGUCGAGAAGACAUUUCACUGCAACGAGUGUGGCAAGGCCUUCAGCCAUGGCUCCAACCUCAGUCAGCACCGCAAGAUCCACGCAGGAGGGCGUCCCUAUGCCUGUGCACAGUGCGGCCGCCGCUUCUGCCGCAACUCACAUCUUAUCCAGCACGAGCGCACGCACACAGGCGAGAAGCCCUAUGCCUGCUCCCUCUGUGGCGCAGCCUUUAGUCAGGGCUCCUCGCUCUUCAAGCACCAGCGUGUGCAUACUGGAGAGAAGCCUUUCUCGUGUCCACAGUGUGGCCGUGCCUUCAGCCACAGCUCCAACCUCACACAGCAUCAGCUGCUGCACACUGGCGAACGUCCCUUCCGCUGCGGCGACUGUGGCAAGGCCUUUGCCAAGGGAGCAGUGUUGCUUAGCCACAGGCGCAUCCACACCGGUGAAAAGCCCUUCGUGUGCACACAGUGUGGCCGCGCUUUCCGUGAGCGCCCUGCCCUCUUUCAUCACCAAAGGAUCCACACAGGAGAGAAGGCCCUGCGGAGGCCCAGGGGCAACAUGCACUCCCAGGUCGGGUCUCUUGGGGCAUCCUUAGACGGUACACAUCCAAAGGCCACUUUAGACCCACCAGCAGUCCCAAAUAUUGCUGAGGCCUAAGGUCAUAGCUGUGCUCUUCUCUGGAAUCCCUUUCACUCACUGUGGAAGAGCCUGGGUUCUCAGCAAAUUCACUGCUAUGUGAGCCAGAUACAAGGAGGACUUGCCAGUCAAGUCAGUUCCAUUUACAGCUAUAUCCUGAAAGAAGCUGGAGGGGAGGAAUCUGUAGAGUGCAUGUACCCCCUGCACUGGUGGGGCGGGCAGCGACUGCCCCCAGAACUUGUUAGUGGGUGACCCACAGACUUUGAUCUCCAUGUUGAUGCCACAUCAGUGUUUCCUGACUAUGGCUAUGAAAACAGGAAAAGAGCACGCAGGAGGUGGGAGCUCUCAAACUAGCAGCUGGAGACACAGCCCCAGUGCACUCCAUUUCCUUGGUGCAAGCCUCAGGCAAAUAAACAGUUUGUUUCGUAACUUCAGCUUUUUCCUCUGGGAAGUGAAGAGGGAAGGAGCUUUGGACCAGUGGAAGGUGAUGCUAUAAAAUAUUCUAGCAGCUGGAUAUAGUGACAUAUGCCUUUAAACCCAGGACUUGGGAGGCAAGGGCAGGUGUGUCUCUUGUGAGUUUAAAGCCAGCCUGGUCUACAUAGUGUGUUCCAGCUCCCAACUAGAGAGAGUUACACAGUGAAACCGUCUUUAAAAUAAUGUAAAUGUUCCAAUAGGAUCCAAAUAAAGUCCAAGUAGACUCACA